Meriones unguiculatus (Mongolian gerbil) is the source of this 8038-nucleotide messenger RNA. RefSeq names its product CDP-diacylglycerol synthase 2 (gene Cds2). NCBI's taxonomy places the organism in Eukaryota, Metazoa, Chordata, Mammalia, Rodentia, Muridae. Bases 196 to 1530 code for a protein of 444 amino acids. Gene Ontology annotation, cellular component: endoplasmic reticulum membrane. The record is from RefSeq and is a predicted model, not a curated record. Gene Ontology annotation, molecular function: phosphatidate cytidylyltransferase activity. The transcript is spliced from 13 exons.
CAGCUCUGCUCCCCGGGCGAGGGCGGCGGUGCUGGGCGGGGCCGGGCUCGGGGCUCGCGGCGCGGCUGCAGGCGCUGUGCGAGGCUGUGCGGGGCCGCGAGGUGCUCGGGGCCGCCGAGAGGCCGUGCGCGCUGAGCAGAGCUCCGCGGCCGCCCUGCUGCUCGCCCUGAGUGACGUCGCGCCCCGGUCCCCAGCAUGACCGAGCUACGGCAGAGGGCUGUCCGCGAGGACGCACCUUCGGAGGACAAGGAAUCAGAGACAGAAGCAAAGAUAGAUGGAGAGACCGCGUCAGACAGCGAGAGCCGCGCGGAACCAGCUCCCCUGCCAGCCUCCGUAGAUGAUACCCCAGAGGUCCUGAACAGGGCGCUUUCCAACUUGUCCUCAAGAUGGAAGAACUGGUGGGUGAGAGGCAUCCUGACUUUGGCCAUGAUUGCAUUUUUCUUCAUUAUCAUUUACUUGGGACCAAUGGUUUUGAUGAUGAUUGUUAUGUGUGUUCAGAUUAAGUGUUUCCAUGAGAUAAUCACUAUUGGCUAUAAUGUAUACCACUCCUAUGACCUGCCCUGGUUCAGGACCCUCAGCUGGUACUUCCUCCUGUGUGUAAACUACUUCUUCUAUGGUGAGACAGUGACGGACUACUUCUUCACUUUGGUGCAGAGAGAGGAGCCUUUGCGGAUUCUCAGCAGAUACCACCGGUUCAUCUCCUUCACCCUGUAUCUGACAGGAUUCUGCAUGUUUGUACUGAGUCUAGUUAAGAAGCAUUAUAGACUGCAGUUCUACAUGUUUGGCUGGACCCACGUGACCUUGCUUAUUGUUGUAACCCAGUCACAUCUUGUUAUCCAUAACUUGUUUGAAGGAAUGAUAUGGUUCAUUGUCCCCAUCUCGUGUGUCAUCUGUAAUGAUAUUAUGGCCUAUAUGUUUGGCUUUUUCUUUGGCCGGACUCCACUCAUCAAGCUCUCUCCAAAGAAGACCUGGGAAGGCUUCAUUGGGGGCUUCUUUGCUACUGUGGUGUUUGGCCUUCUGCUCUCCUAUGUGAUGUCUGGGUACAGAUGCUUCGUGUGUCCUGUGGAAUACAACAAUGACACCAACAGCUUCACUGUGGACUGUGAGCCCUCUGACCUAUUCCGCUUGCAGGAGUACAACAUUCCUGGGGUGAUCCAGUCAGUCGUAGGCUGGAAAACGGUGAGGAUGUACCCUUUCCAGAUCCACAGCAUCGCUCUCUCCACCUUUGCCUCGCUCAUCGGCCCAUUUGGAGGGUUCUUCGCAAGUGGAUUCAAGCGAGCCUUUAAAAUUAAAGACUUCGCCAACACCAUUCCUGGUCAUGGAGGCAUCAUGGAUCGCUUUGACUGCCAGUACCUGAUGGCCACCUUUGUCAACGUGUAUAUCGCCAGCUUUAUCAGGGGCCCAAACCCGAGCAAGCUGAUUCAGCAGUUUCUGACGUUGCGGCCGGAUCAGCAGCUCCACAUCUUCAAUACACUGAAGUCUCACCUGACUGACAAGGGGAUUCUGACAUCUGCCUUGGAAGAUGAGUAGCAGAGUCCCACCCAUGGCCAGGAGAGCUGGAGCAGGAUUGAGUGAGGGGCAGGUCAUCAAGGCCAGCCCAGCUGCUGUGACUUAGAUAAUGAAAAGCUUCAACUCACUGUCUUUUUUUUUUUUUUCCUUUUUAAUUUGUGUUUUAUUUUUUAAAAAUCUGUAUAUACAGUCUGUUUAUAAUGUGGGCUGUGAGUAAGCUAUAGCUUUGAGUUGCAAAGAAGUCACAGGGAAGACCCAUUUGGGUUUCUUAAUGUAGGUAUUGAACAUCGUGAAGGACAGUGUCGCCCACUCAGGGUGUGUGCUUGGUGGUUGCAACCCCCACCCGUCCAGGUGUUUCUGUGCUGUUUGAGAGAACAUACAGUCCUCCAUGCCUGACUAGCUGAGGGGCUUCCCCCUUGGGCAGGGUAGCCUCUGCUUUUGGUCUUCUUGACACCUUUCCUUGGGGCUCCUCAGCCAUCUCUGGCUGGGAGCAGUGGAGGGCUGCCUUCUGUAGAACUGAGGGAGGCUUACUGAUCAGAUGAGCUCCCGUCCAAGCCGAAAUCCUGCAGAGGGCACGUGAGUUUUGCUUAGAGUUUGCUUUCAUAAUGCAGACUAAAGGAAGAUUUCAGACUUCGUCUUUCCCAAAAAGCAUGGAGAAUUUACGAAAUCUGGAAAAAGAAAUCCAUACUGCAAUAUUUCAAGUGUUUGCAGUAGAAUGCACGGUCACAGCCCUUUCCCCGCCACCCAGGCGCCGGUGGCUUCUCAGUCCUGCAGAGCUGAGGCUGUCAUGUUUGUGCUGUGGGUUUGCUGCUGCUGAAUUCUGAAUUCUGGGGACUCCUGAGAGUGGGGAGCCCUUUGCCCCAAAGCCCACUGUGUUGCUGCUGUGUUGUGUAUAUAGUACUCUUGAGGUGAGUGUGUGUCUGUGUGUCUUAAAUUCACUUGUUUCGUACAUGAUUUCAGUCAAACCUGCACUUCUCACAGAAGUCCCUGCGUCCUGCUUAGAACUGUGACAAGCCUGAUCUGUCAAGAGGCUUGGAUCUUCUCGAGACUCAGUGUAUACUUUUUAUGAAAUGUGACCAGUGUAGAUGUAGUUUGCACUUUCCGGGGGACCUUUUGCUGUUGCUUAUGUAACCUGUGAGUAUUCUUUUCCUUCCUGAUCUUAAGUUGAGACUAUUGUGGAAUGGAGCAGUUGGCAGGGAAAGAACUUGUUCUCCAAGCGUUUAACAGCAUGGCCCUGCCAUGGUGUGCCCACUGCCAAGAGGGGCACAGUGACUGGCUUAAGCACUGGUUUGUGCUUGUUUGUUUUCCGAUUAGCCUGUCUCCUCCAAUGCUUAGACAGCCCCCAGACUGUCUGUCCUGAACCAUCUUGCGCCCUGCACGGGGCAGGAAGGUGGGGGACAGCUUCUUGCCUCUCACCUUUGACUUCCAUGUCAGCCUUGUGGCUUUUUGUUCUCAAUUCCCAGGGCCACACUGAACAGAAUAUGUUGGUGCCUUGGGUUUGGGUUCUUGUGGCGUGGCCCUGGGUGGGAGCUUUGCUCUCAGUGUUCUCCUUUUCUGACUUACCCUGGAGGUUCACCAAUUGUGUAAAUCUACAGAGAAGUUCCUGUCACUAGUGGCCCCUGUUGUUAUUGAGUCAUGUCAUGGGGACUCAAAAAAGGAAAUACACUGAGCUGUAUUUCACAAUUGCUCCUUAAGAUGAGCCAGUAUCUUCUUAAGAUUUUCAGCAAUGAUUAGGAGUAAGGCUAUAUUUAUUUGAUUGAAAAAUAACCUUGGAUCACCAAACUAGAUAGAGAAGGGCAUGCCGCUCCCCGGCAGCUGAGACUCGCUCGGGUAGCAGCAGCUGAGGCUCGAGGAAGGGUUCCUGGUGUCCUGAAAAUCUGAAAGCCAGGGCUCACUGCAGUUGUCAGCGAGGGCUUUGUUCCUCCUGAGUUCCCAGUCUUCUGAAAGAGGAAAUUUCCCAGUCAGUAGCCAGGAGAGCAGUGCCACCUUGUGUCUGUCCAGCAUGUAGUUUGUCCCAUUAAACAGGCAGGAUCCCAGAGACUGCUGCACCCUGCAGAUCUCAGUGGCUCACAGGACUUGCUUUACACUCAUUUUGUUUUGUCAGAAAUAAAUUUUUGUGCCUUUCCUUGUCAUGAAUUCAGUGUUUGUCACUUUCAUGCAUGACUUUGUUUCCCACUUUAUGUGAUUGUAAAUACUGUGCAAUUUUAAUUUAAAGGGUUUUGUUUUUCACUUUGUAUGCCAUCUGUUCAUACCCUGAGGUAUCUCAGGUUAGAGCCAUGGGGUGGAACCAGAAAGUACCACAUCUCACAGUAUGCCUGAAGGACAGGAUUAGCUAGUUCCUGAGGUCCCAGCACCAGAAACACUGCAGUGUUCCUUCCCACAGGCUGUGGAGCCCCGAGCCAGGUGCGGCCUGGGGAGUGCUUAGAUGCCUAGUAGCUUAUAACUGGUGUAGUAAGGGUUUGGUGAACAGUAUGGUCCCAGAAAACAGGCUGACGUCAGAACAAGCCAGGGUGCCUCCCACGUGAGUUCUGCUCAUGAUUGUUCUCAAGAAAACUGGGCCUUUCCUUCCCUUUGUGUGUGCUUUUCUCAACCUCCUAACCACUUCAGUAUGAAAAAGAAAUUUCUGUUUUACUUCUGAAAGUGAAAUCAUGUAAGGAAUCAUGAAGGAAGAAAUCAUGUAAGGAAGUUGGGAGAACACAUACACACACACACACACACACACAGCCUGUCUCACACUCUCAGCCUUUUAGUUUCUGCUCUAUAACCACAUUUAAAAUGUAUUAAUUCUUAACGUACUGGAGUGUACGUGAGCCAGGCUUCAGAGAUGUGGAGUCUAACAUGUCCUCUUAUAGGUGGACUGUGAAACAGUUCUUAUGAUCUCUUGCUCCUGCUCACUUUCAUCCUGUAACCUGGCUUAUAUUAUGAAAGAGAAUUUGAUCAGUGUACUUCAAGAGAACCAACAAAGACCUUGUGUUGGGCUAAUUGCUGGGUUGCCUGGGACCUCCUUUGAAGUGUUCCCUGAGCCCCUGGCAAGCUGAGGUCAGUCCCUGUUGUUGAUGGAGCUGGGAGAAAGAGUGACUUAAGGACUUAGGAGGAGUAUGCCACAUACAAUUCUGUAUGGAGGUCACUGUGUUCCUUACAGCCUGAGGUGGAUUUCCAGGAGAGCCUUUUCCUCACUACCAGUGUAGGAUGUUACAACUAAAACUUGCUGGGUUAGUAACAUCCGAGGCCAUGUUGUCUUUGUCUUUCAGAGUAAUUCCUGUCUGUGGCCACCAUGCCUGCACACCAUUCCUGUGCUUAGUGGGGAGGAGGGCAGUUUCCCUUGCAUCCAGGCUUCUUGUUCUUUCCAGGUCGAGAGGGUGGCUAGGGCACUGCUGUAGACACAGCCUGAGACAGUCAACUCUGGGUGGGUACACUCCACCUGGAGCGGAGGGCUCCAGAGAGCACCCGGAAGGCUCCACCCAGAAGGCUCCACCCGGAAGGCUCCACCCGGAAGGCUCCGACAGCUGCUGGACAGGAAGCUGAGUCUUGGGCAGAGCUUCAGAAAAGAGAUUAUUAGCUUCUACUUCUUGACUCAGUUUUCCCUUGUUGAGUGGGCACCUUCCAGAGGCAUGCUGGGGCUUAGACCAAGUGGCAGAGGAGGGUUCUUAUUUAAGGGCUUCGCUAGGCCCAUUCACUGGGCACAUCCUGGGUAGUCCUCACUCAGUCUAGCACGGUGAGCCCAUGCUAGAGCCCAUAGCUGCUGACCUGGUCAUUCUGUUAGGAUGUGGUCUGCCUUCCUGCCCCUCCACUCAGGUUGACUGGGAGCGACCUUACCUGGGCCCUGUGCGCUCCUGCGGGUGGAGGCUCUUACCAUUGGGAUGGUUCUUUAUUGGGCAAGCCAGUCUCCAUUUGCUUCUAGAGAGUGUGCUCGGGGUGCUGAAGUGUUAGGGCUUUAGGACAUAGGGAUGAUUUUGAGACUUAAAGGGCAGAAUACACAAAAGCUAGGGUUUCGUGGCCAGUGAUCCUCAAAUCCAUUGGCUAUUUGAAGACCCUGCCCCCAUGAUUGCCCUUUAUCAGGUGCCUCUCUGCCAGCCUCUUUAUCUUAUUCGUCAGCCAAUGAAAUAGCAGCAGUGUGUUAUUAAUACGUGCACUCAUAUAGUGCUUAAUAUGUGCCAGACACAGUGCUGAGAGUUGGCAUGCGUUACCUCCUUUAAUCCAGAAGAAGCUGUGUGCUAGAGAUUGAGAACAUACAAAACUGGCGGACUAGAGGUUUAGGUAGCUCUACCUCUGGCCAGGUUCUAGGCUGCAGGCAGCCUUCACUUCCAGCCGGCUGGCUGUGAGGAUUUAGUGAGCUAAUGCAUUUAAGCAUUUAGCAAGGUGCCUGGCACAUAGUAAGCGCUCAAUAAAUGUUGGUAGUUUUCUUUGUUUUUGUUUUUAAACUGAGCUCAGUGAGUAGUUUGGCCCUCACUGAUGGGCUGCUGGGUAUUCAGUCACCACAUGCUCGCUGCCGUCACAGGUGUCCUGUAGAGCGACCAUACUGUCCUAAGAGCAGCACUUCAGCAGUCCAGUGCUAAGAGCUUGGUGUUUCCCAUAGCACUGAGGCCAGCCUGACUGGAUGAUGUGAGGCUGCUCAGCACUUCUGCUCUUCUUUUCCCGUGGUUGAGAAUGUUCACAGUUUGUUCUGACCUGGUGGACCCAGAGUGGAAGGGUGCAAGGACCUGUCCUGUUCUGGACCCCACUUUCCCCAGCCAACGCCUUACUGUGUUGUGUAGGUCUGGAACCCCUGGUUCCCUCUACAAGUGGAUAUUUUCAGGAAUAGAGAAAACAAACCUGAAGCUUUGUGCGUCAGCCAGAAGCCUAAAGCUCCACCUGUGCCCUGACACCAUGACCAUUCCACCUUGUCUCUCCGCCUGCCUGCCUUUCUUUCUUUGUUGUUUAUUUUUUGAGACAGGGUUUUCUUUUUGUGUAACAUUGGCUAUUAUAAAACUCUCUGUAGACCAGGUUGGCCUUGAACUCAGAGAUCCACCUGCCUCUGCCUCCCAAAUUCUGGGGUGAAAGGUGUAAGCCACCAACCUCUUGACUUUUCUUUCUUUCUUAAAAGAAUAGUUUAGAGCAGGUGACCAUUGAGGACAGGUGAUCGGGGUGUUUCUGUCUGUUCUAGAUUAGCAAAGAAUCACAUAUCACAUAGAUUAUUAAUCAUGAAUGGAGAAAUGCUUAUUUCAGUUUUCUGAAUGGACACGGGAAAUUGGGAGAGAGAGUGACUAGUCUUCACCUUGAUUGAGUGGCACUGGCUAAUAUAACCCAGGAGGUUCUUAGACUGCGUGAUGGUAACAGAGAACUUGGUUCCAGCAGUGGUGGGGCCCAGGUGUUAAUGGGACCCACAGGCCCAUUGCUGGAACAGAUACUGGAGCUCCCCUGCUCUUCUGGAGUUUUCCAGCUCUGGCCCUUCCUCCUUCAUCGUGCCAUCUGAUGGACCAGACAGUCCUUUAUCUGGAGAGAAAAGUCUGAUGCCAGCAGAGGUCCUGGGGCACUGCCCUCCCCUACUCUGGCCAAGCCCAGCUCUGCGGCUUCCGAGGACUUUCCUGAGUACAGUGUUCAGAAGGCUUUCCCGCCUGGCCACCUGCCCUCAGUGAAACUGCUUCUAGGUGCCACCCUGUCAGCCCUCUCUGCCCUCCUCACUAGCAUACCUUUUCCUCACGCACAGGCUUUGUGUGCUGAUUUAAUGGCUUUUCUCUAAGGAACACCGAUGUAGAAAGGGUUAAGAGUGUUAAUUGCAGUGAGCUGAGUGUGCACACAUGUUUAUGACAGUCCUCUGUGUGACGUUUCCUCUCAUUCCUCAGUUUCUGUCUUGGCUCACACUGGGCAAGUGUCUAAAGAGUGGAGGCAAGGAAGGCAUCAGCUCUUUGUCCAGCUCAGGGACUCCUGAGACACCGGGACAGCAACAGGACUGGGGUGGGGAUGGGAGUCACGUGUUCUUAUACUACUGAAGGUAGACUCAGACCAGCUCAGUGCUCCUCGGUGGCUGAGGGGACCAGAAAACGCCCUGGAAAAUCCAUCCUGGGAGUGUUGGGACUCACUGGCUCCUUCCAGAGUCUUCAUGGACCCAGUUUCGACACCUUCCAAACAGCAGCGGGGAUCACAGUGGCAAAGAGGGAGGCUACCCGGGACAGUCUCUCAGCCACUUCCAUUGUGCGGAGGGACCUGCUGAAUCAGUUAUCUCACACCGCCUGGCUGCUUCCCUGCCUCAGACCGGGCGCACUGCGACACAGCACUUGGCUGUGUGGAAUCCACAUCACAAACCCUGGGUCUCCCCAGAUAGGCAUGUGCUUAUGUGUUACUGUCGUGCCACUUCUUCAACCCGGUUUCACUAAGUCAGUGUUUUCACCAUGUCCGACCUUUCUCUCUGCACUUAGGAUUGGUGUUGAACACACUUGUAGAUUCCUUUCAGCGCAGUAUAAGAAUGUGAUAUAUUGUAUAUUGGAAAGUAUUUACCUUAUUUAUAUACCUGAAUGUUCCUAUUAAACAAAUAAACAUAUAUUAAAUUCUA